AUGUCGCAACGGGCAAGCUCACAGGCAGAUUCAGACGAUGGCCCCCUCCCCUUCACGUUUCACGAUGGUGAAGAUGACUCCGAGCCGCCAGUGGUUACAUGCGUCGAGUAUUCUCCCGACGGUCAAUCUAUCGCGACCGGCGCCCAUGAUAGCACGGUGCGCUUUUGGGACGCCAAGACCGGCCAGGAAACCAGAAGGCUGACGUCUGGCCAUCCAGUCCUAUGGAUAUCGUUCUCUCGUUCUGGGCGCCGGCUGGCUGCCAUAUGCUUAAGCUCGGACGCGGAACGCGCGCACGUGGUCGAUGGGCAGUGGGUUAUCGAUGGUUCAGAAGCGGGUACAACAUGCGUCUGGGACGUAUCUACAGGAAAGAAGGUGGCGGGGCCAUUCAUCAUGGAACAUAGGGCGCAUUACGAUAGAGCUGUGACAGCGAUCACCUGCUCUCCGUCGAAAGACCACCUUGUGUGCGUCGUGAAUGAAAAAGAGGUCUAUGUCUGGGACCUUCAUACCUGCAAGAUUGCGCUAUCAUCUGUACGUCCAUCUUGUCACCCAAGGCUGUCUUUUGAAGAUGUUUGCGCUUUUCAGAUACCACAGAGGAAGGCUGAGUUACCACAUCUAUGUCAUCCCGCCUAUGGGGGUGGUGUUACAGCCAUUCACGCGUUCCCAGAUGGCCGUCGCUUCGUUAGCAGCACUUUCGAUGACCACUACAUACGAAUAUGGGACGUUCAAACAGGAAAACAAGUCAAGGAAUUCUCAUUUCCGGGUGGUUGCAAUAUCGCUCUCUCUGAGGAUGGUUCGCUGCUAGCGGCUGGAUCAACCAAACGCUUCGGAUGUGUUACUCUGCUAGAUGCAAACUCAGGCGAGGAGUACUCUCCUCCAUUGUUGGGAGCUGGCAGCCAAACACAAAAACUCUUAUUUUCUUCCGACAGCUCGGUGCUAGCUGUCAUAAUCAACGACGGGGGUCUGCGCCUGGUGCACGAUGUGCUAGGUGACCGCGAGAUCAACGUCAUCGCUGUGAAAGACGUCAUAGAUGUUGCCUUCUCCCCCGACGGCAUACAUCUUGCUUACGUGACUCACACGGGAAAUACCUUGCUUUGCAACGUUUGCGAUGCCGCCACAACCACAGUCACUAUUGAACCACAACGGCCAGGCCCAGAAUCUGACCUCAACCUCACUUUCUUGCCGGAUGGGAAGUCCCUUCUUCGGACAAGUGAUCAGAACAAGGCAAGAAUAUGGGACAUCACUACAGGUCAAAAUGUCGUCAAAUACACGCUCUCAUCGCGAUCGCAAGCCUUGAGUGCAGUUUCUCCUGACGGAAAGACAUUUCUCUACGGCUGGGUGAAGAGCGAAGAUGAGUUCAGGCUCGAAAUGAUCGAUGUGGUUAGCGGAAAGCGGGUCUGGCUCAUCACGGAGACUGUUUCUAUCACUGCAAUCGCAUUUGUGCCAGCAGGAGAUAAGGUAGUUGUCGGCUCUACGAACGGCACAUUGCAGGUGCUUGAAACUAGCACGGGUCGAAUACUCCUCCGACAUAUCGAUGAUCGUCGUUCAUCCGUCGAGCUGGUGAGCGGUGCUCAAUCGCUAUCCACACACUCAAAUGACUCGUCCUUCGUUUACUACAGCCGAACACCGCUCCUAAAUUGCAAAGAGGGCGCGUUGGCCUUGCGGACUGGGACGAUGACUCGAUUAUAA
Messenger RNA from Coniophora puteana RWD-64-598 SS2, 1686 nucleotides. Its product is annotated as tricorn protease domain 2-containing protein. Bases 1 to 1686 code for a protein of 561 amino acids. The record is from RefSeq and is a predicted model, not a curated record. Gene Ontology annotation, molecular function: protein binding. The transcript has 2 exons. NCBI's taxonomy places the organism in Eukaryota, Fungi, Basidiomycota, Agaricomycetes, Boletales, Coniophoraceae.